AUGAUAUCAUUCGUAUGGUUUAAAAGUUUUCUUAAACUUGUGCACCUUAUUACGAGAUCAAUGUGGCUUAAACAUGCUCGAAGAGCGUCUAUCGAGAAACAAGUAGCAAAAUUUCUUCACAUAGUAAAACUUGAAGCUCCUGAAUGGAAAAACAAGCCAAUAUUAUUUUAUGAUAAAUUGACCAAACUUUUUGGAAAAGAUCAAACAACAGGAGAACAUGAAGAUACAUUUGCUGAAAUCAGAACAAAAAAGGCUGCAAAUGUUGAAAAAAGUUAUGGCAUAACCAUCAAAGAAAUAGAUCACCUAGUUGAAACCAAUGAAGUUAUUUUAGAGGGAUUUGAUGAUGAAAAACAUCAUUUUAACAAUUAUCUUAAAAGGUCUUAUGUUAUCAAUUCUCAAGAUGUAUCAUCGUCUAGAACUAAGAAACAAGUAAAGAAGAGCCCCGGAUUCUCACGCCGCUAUUGUUGUCUCCUCCUUCGAUUCCAGCUGUUAUAA
Molecule: messenger RNA, 495 nt
Organism: Vicia faba (fava bean)
Lineage: Eukaryota; Viridiplantae; Streptophyta; Magnoliopsida; Fabales; Fabaceae
Source: the annotation of a GenBank genome assembly